Cuscuta europaea is the source of this 1290-nucleotide messenger RNA. NCBI's taxonomy places the organism in Eukaryota, Viridiplantae, Streptophyta, Magnoliopsida, Solanales, Convolvulaceae. The record is from the annotation of a GenBank genome assembly.
CCUCGGAUAAUACACUUCAUAACCUGUUAACCUACCCGCCGCUCGAUUAUCCCUCCACUACGCAGUGUAUCUUUUCGCCCCAAAUUUGAAGUUCAAAGACCAUCAAGAAACAAGGCAGAGCGGAAAAUGUUCGGAAGCUUCAGCCAAUUCGACUCCGCCGCCGCCUUCUCCGGCGGAGGUUUUGUUGCAUCCCAGUCCACGCAGGGCCAAGGCUCCGACACAUCUCUUUCAUCCGCCAAGACUCGCGAUCAAACGCCUCUGCUUCCACUGACAAUGAAGCAAAUCAGCCAGGCAGUUAAAUCGAGCAACGACAAGUCAAGUUUCCAGAUUGAUGGCAUCGAUGUUGGAAAUGUGAGAGUGGUGGGGAUGGCAUUCAAGAAAUCCCAGAGGGUCACUGAUGUAACGUUUAAGAUUGAUGAUGGAACUGGUAGCAUGGAAUGCAAUAGAUGGUUAAAUGAUGCUGUGGACAACAAUGAAGUAGAAGGAGUAUCGGAUGGGAUGUACGUUGUUGUCCAUGGGCACUUGAAAAGCUUUCAGGAUAAGAUGCUGAUUAUGAGCUUCGCAAUAAGGCCUGUAACUGACUAUAACAUGAUUGCACACCACUUUCUUGAAUGUAUCUAUGUUCAUCAUUGCAAUACAAAGUCAAAGGGUAACCUCUCCAUCCAGAAUCCAUCCAAUGGGCUUUCACAUGUGAACACUCCAUUAAUUGGACAAAAUUCCACCUCCACUGACCAAUUAUCUGGACAGUACGCAGUGGAUGGGCUCAAGGAUAUUGAAAAAAUGGUGAUGGAUUUUUUGCACCAGCCUUCAUCAAUUGCACAGGAAAAGGGAAUACACCGUGAUGAGAUUGCAGAACAGCUUAAAGUCCGGAUUGAGACUGAACAACGGCGCAAAGUGCCUGUGGCUAAGAUUUUGGAAGCAAUUGUGUCUCUUGAAGCAGAAGGUCUUGUUUACUCAACAAUUGACGAAUACCACUUUAAGUCUACUAGUGCAUGAAGCUCAGUAUCAAAGUAGACAUCAGAAUGCUCUUGUUUGAGAAUUAAAUUAUGAAGCCAAAGUACUUGUCGACUAGAUGAUCUUUUCUAAUUGUUUUCAGUUCUCUUAGCAGUAGUGGACUUAUGGAUUACUAAUAUUAUUACUGUAAAGAAGUAUUACUACGAGGAAGGUUUAGCCAGAGUGUGUAGGCCUAGUGGCUUAUCUAGAAGGCUAGAAUUGCUCAAACAUGGAAGCAACAUUUAUACAUGAGCAGUAUCUUUCUCAUACAUUUCAACUUAUUUCUAGUUAUUUGUU